UCGUUUCGGUUAGCCACCGAGACAGGCAUUUUGUUAACAAUGCGACUGCUAAUUAACAGUUUUGCGGUUAAUAUAUACUAGUAUCUUAUAUUUCAUGAGAAUGGGGUCAUUUAAAUUCAUCGCUGGACCAGAAAACACAGCGACAGAGGCCACAGUCACAGAGGCCAGGCUGGUGUGCCAAGGAAUAAACAAUCACAGCUACAUCUGCGUGUCAGGCCACUGCUGUGGAGAGACCCAGUGCUGCAGCUACUACUAUGAACUGUGGUGGUUCUGGCUGGUGUGGACUCUGAUCAUUAUCCUGACGUGCUGCUGCAUCUGUCAGCACUGGCGCUCCAAGCAGCGCUUCCAGCAGCAGCGGCGGCAGAACGAGAUCAACCUCAUCGCGUACCGAGAGGCCCACAACAACUCCCAGCUCCCCCUCUAUCUCAGAUUCCUGCCUACCUACCUGCUGCCGGCCUAUGACGAGGUGGUUGACCGCCCCGUCACGCCGCCUCCCCCUUACACCCCUCUGCAGUCAGCACACCCGUCCGCGCAUGCGCCGGGGGAAUCUCCCGACCUCCGCCCGGCCAUCUCGGUCCCCGGCGACGUGCCGCCCCCCGCUACUCCGGAGGUCGCGCAGACCCGCCUCCAAGGCGCUCACAACCCCAGCAAGGACUCGACGCCGGGCAGGUACCGGCGCUUCACGGGGGACUCCGGGAUCGGAGUGUGCGACUGCCAGGAGCUGUGGGAUCAACGCAGCCUCUUGGAGACGGAGGAAGAGACAGUGGAUGAGGGGGCGGGGCAAACGGAGGGCCCGUGCGAUCGCUGCGGCCCCGACUCUAGACUCGGCCGCGACAGCGACGCGGUCAUCGCUGGACACACAGAUGGACACACGGCCGCAGAGACCGAGCCACGGGCUCUUCGGUAACCCACCCUGAUCUCUUUUUUAUAUCUGCAGUCCGGAAACUCUGCAGCGGUCACUGAUAACAAAGGCACACUGUUGGUGCCGAGUGUGCACGUGUGAGAGAGAGAGAGAGAGAGAGUGU
Messenger RNA from Pseudoliparis swirei, 1025 nucleotides. RefSeq names its product WW domain binding protein 1-like a (gene wbp1la). The coding region runs from base 95 to 907 and encodes 270 amino acids. The transcript is spliced from 4 exons. The record is from RefSeq and is a predicted model, not a curated record. Lineage: Eukaryota; Metazoa; Chordata; Actinopteri; Perciformes; Liparidae.